Messenger RNA from Talpa occidentalis (Iberian mole), 6545 nucleotides. RefSeq names its product zinc finger and SCAN domain containing 23 (gene ZSCAN23). Gene Ontology annotation, molecular function: RNA polymerase II cis-regulatory region sequence-specific DNA binding; DNA-binding transcription factor activity, RNA polymerase II-specific. The coding region runs from base 174 to 1346 and encodes 390 amino acids. NCBI's taxonomy places the organism in Eukaryota, Metazoa, Chordata, Mammalia, Eulipotyphla, Talpidae. Gene Ontology annotation, biological process: regulation of transcription by RNA polymerase II. The transcript is spliced from 4 exons. The record is from RefSeq and is a predicted model, not a curated record.
UCCGGCCUUUGUAGUUAUUCUCUGGCCGCGGUUGUCACGGACUCGGAGCUGGUGGGACCUGGGCUGGGUAGCCGCCUCCCACGGACGCCCGAUUUUGGGAUUCCUGAAGACGAGAUCAAGGAGGACUUAUCAAGAAUUGUUUCUUUCUUUUUUUUUUUUAAAUCAUACUUAAAAUGGCCACAACUUUGGCCCUUCAGACUCCAGAGGUACAGGAGCAACUUCCAGCAGUGAAAAUAGAAGAGGACGAGGGGAACCGGGCCUGUGGGCAAAAAUCUGGCCUAUUAGGAGGUGAUAACCCACAUACCAGAGAGCUCUUCCGGAGACGCUUCCGGCAGUUCUGCUAUCAGGAGACACCUGGACCUCGAGAGGCUCUUCGAAGCCUCCGGGAGCUGUGCCAUCAAUGGCUGAGGCCCGAGACCCACACCAAAGAGCAGAUCCUGGAGCUGCUGGUGCUGGAGCAGUUCCUGACCAUCCUGCCCGAGGAGCUGCAGGCAUGGGUGAGAGACCACCACCCCGUGAGCGGAGAGGAGGCAGUGACUGUACUGGAGGAUUUGGAGCGAGAGCUGGAUGAACCAGGCGCAAAGGUCCCAGCCCACGCUCAUGCAGGGGAAGCGGUGGUACAGGAGAAAGCAGCUCUCGGAGAAGCCCAGGAGUUGUCGGGUGGCAACCGGCAAGCCUUGCAAGAGCAGCAUCAGAGUCAUCUGGGAGAGGGGUGCCCAGCUCAGGAGACUGGUGAAGAGGCUGGGACUUGGAGUGUGGCGUUAGCACCAAGAAAGGCGCUUUCUAAAGAAAUGAAAUCUCUCGUGGAAGUACCCAGAAGACUGAACGGUGAUAUUAUUCAGAUGCUGGAAUGUCGAGACACCCAUGACCCUGAGGGCAGACUGGAAAGGCAACGGGGAAGCUCUUCAGUGGAGAGGCCCUAUAUCUGUGGUGAAUGUGGGAAAAGCUUCACUCAGAAUUCCAUUCUUAUUGAGCACCAGAGAAGGCACACGGGCGAGAAGCCCUAUGAGUGCGAUGAAUGUGGACGGGCCUUCAGCCAGAGGUCAGGCCUGUUCCAGCACCAGAGACUCCACACGGGGGAAAAGCGUUACCAGUGCAACAUUUGUGGGAAAGCUUUCAGCCAGAAUGCCGGGCUGUUCCACCACCUCAGGAUCCACACUGGGGAAAAACCUUACCAGUGCGAUCAGUGCAAUAAGAGCUUUAGUCGACGUUCUGUCCUUAUUAAGCAUCAGAGAAUUCACACUGGAGAAAGACCUUAUGAAUGUGAGGAAUGUGGCAAGAACUUCAUUUACCAUUGCAACCUCAUCCAGCAUCAGAAAAUUCACUCUGUGGCUGACUCCAGCUAGCUCCUUGGAACAGGUAGGGAAGAAUUUCCUGAUGUCAAGGCAAGGUCUCAAGGGUGGUGCUGCUUUGUCCCUGAGAGAAUAGUAGUUUAAUCCUCUAGAUGGGAAACUCCAAGGAAAACUGUGAAAAUGCCCUUAUUUUGUGCUGACCGAAGUGUGACAGUAUCUUAAAACAUCUGUCGAGUUCUCUGCUAGGUGAUAUUCACGGCUUUGUGUUACUGGAUAUUGUCAAGUUGGCUUCAUCAGCAUAGUCACACACACACCAGUACAAAAAAUUUUCUAGGUGUACUUACGGAAAACUUCAUGUUAGUUUUAAGAAAUUAUAUGUAGCCUGAGAUAGUUCACUGAAUACUUAAAAUUAGCUGCAGUAAAAUCUAUAAACUACUUGAAUAUUUUCCAUUUUCAUAAGCUGUGACAAUUUACUUUUUAACAGGAGAUGAUUCCUCCAUAAAUAUAUAAAAGGUUUCUCCCUACAGAGUUUUAGUAACUCAACUUUCAGUUAGGAACUAAGGGAUUAAAGCAGCCAUAUGUUAUUAGCAGCUCAGUGGCUAAUUAUAACAAUGUUGCUCAUGAUUUUAAAUUUUUGCAAAUACCAAAAAACUUUGCUAAAAAUAUGGAAUCUCACUUCAGAUCUCUGUUAUAAAAAGAGAGACUUCUUUGCAUCUUCACUGUGACAUGAGCAUUUUCAGGUUUUUGCCUUUUUUCUUCAUUUAACCUUGUAUGGAAACUUUCAAACAAAGACAAUAGGAAAGUGUGAUCGAUCUUCUAUGUUGACUGCUUUUUUUUUUUUCUCUUAAAGAUUUAUUUAUUUAUACAAGAACCAGAGUACAGGCCAGAUGUGCGGGAGGUUGAGACGAUUCACCAGAGACAGAGCGGGGAACAGAACAGGCAGACUGACAAAAUACACUGCUGAGGAGAGCAGCAGACAGGAGAGGUCUGCCUUACCAUGUGGGCAUCUCUGCAGCCACUGGGGAUCGAACCGGCACUACAGAGGCUGCAGACAGCUUCACAGCGCUGUGUUCAACCACCUGCACCACCAGGGAGGCCCUGUUGACUGCUUUUUUAACCCCCAGGCUUAUUGGGGCCUCCCUGGUGGUGCAAGGGGUUAAGCACCACACUAUGAAGCAAUCCACAGCCUCUGCAGCACGAGUUCGAUCCCCAGUGGGCUAGGGAGCAGCCCACAUGGCGAGGCAGACCUCUCCUGUCUCACCUGCUGCUCCCCUCAGCAAUGUAUUUAAGUCAGCCUGCCUGUUCUAUUCCCCACUCUGUCUCUGGUGAAUCCUUGCACCCCCCCACAUUUCUGGCCUGUACCCCCACUCUUGUAUGAAUAAAUAAAUCUUUAAAAAAAAAAAAAACAACCCAGGCUUCUCAAGACUAGCAUCAAGUUCACAUGUACAGAAACUUCUUCCCCUUAACAUUGAGUACCAAGCUUCUGCUAAGUCCAGGAGACAAAAAUGGAAAACGGAUGGUAGCAGCAAUCUGGGUUGGAAUACCAAAUACCCAGCAGGUGGCAUGAGAGUCACAGAAACACUGUGAGGUGCCCUUAUUUGACAGAAUCUGGAAACAGGCUCUGAGAAAGAACCCUAAAACCAUAGUUAGUUCACAGAGCUGGAACUAGAACCCCAUCUUCUAAUUCGUCUUUGUGUUAAGCCAUUGGAAGCAUCAUAUCACCAAAUAGAAAUUACAAGUAAAUGGUGCUUGUAGGAUUAAUAAGUCAUGGAGAUUUUGCUUUUUUGCUCCCAUCCAUAUGUUUCAACACAUACACGCUCCUCUGUUUACAGUGGAGUUCUGGGCAAGACUCCUCCCACUUAUUUCUCAUUUGAGGCAUUUUAUUUAUUUUUGUAGUGAUCAUUACUCUUUUUUUUUUUAAAUAAAGAGUUUUUUGGGUUUUUUUAAAAGAUUUAUUUUUAUUUAUACAAGCACUGAGUACAGUCAGAAGCACGGGAGGGUGAGAGAAUUCACCAGAGCCAGAGUGGGGAGCAGAGCAGGCAGAAGGACCAAAGUACACUGCUGAGGGGAGCAGUGGGCGGCAGGAGAGGUCUGCGCGCCAGGUGGGACCCUCCUCCGGUGGCCGGGGAGCAGAUGAGGAUCGAACCGGCGCUGCAGAGGCUGCAGGCAGCUUCGCAACCCAGCAUGCAACCGCUGCGCCACCGGGGAGGCCCCAGUGAUCAUUAUUCUUUAAUAUUUGAAAUUCAAUUUGCUUAAAAGGAUUUUUUUUUAAAAAGGUAAUUUACCCUUCCCUUGGUUUGAAAACUGAAACAACAAAAAGCAGUCCCUGUUCUCCUUACAGAGAGCCAUUUACCAGUUCCUUAUGUAUCUUUCAGUGUUUAUGUAAGAAAAUAUAAAUAUGCAAUUUUUCCUCCAUUACACAGAAAGACAAUGUACUAUUUAUAUCUUUUAUACUUCGUUGUUUUUGUGAAACAAAAUAAUCUCUAGAUUUUCUCCAUCAUAACAGUUUCCUCAUUCAAUUUAUAAGUGGAUAAUAUUUCCUGUCUUGGUGCUACAUCGUAUGUUUAACAUACGACAGAUGAAAAUCACUAUUUUAAGAUGCUGUCUAUCUUAUUUCAUACUUCUCCCCUCUUUAGUUCAAGUCAAGCUCUUUCUAUUUAAAAGUGAAUAGCUUUUUUCACUAUUUAAAAGUGAACAGCUCCCACAUGUGCGAGGAAACAGGCUUUGGGCAUAUAGAAUUGUACAUGACUUGUCUAUGGGGAAGUGGAGUGGCGAUGGGUGGUGGUUUUCUACUUCAUGUAUGUGGUUCUAUUAAUAUUUUUAGGCUAAUGUUUCAACCUUUUCGUGUCAUUACUUGUGGCUAAUUGUAAGUCUUAUCAAAAAUCUUAAGUUCUUCCAGAAAUGUAUUUUAUUGUGUCUUAAGGUUACAUUAUUUCCAAGGGAAAUACACAUGGAUUUUAGCAUGAAAUUAAGGAAAAUAUACUCAUGUUUGGCAUAAAAUAAACUUCUCCAGUAAAUAUAUAUUCCAUAUAGCGAUAUCCAUAAUAUACUACUUAUAAUCUGCAUACAUAAGCAUCAUAAAUGCUUUCCCAUAUGCUGAAACAGCAUGUUUGAGUAAUUCCAUUAUAUGAACAGAUCAGGAUUUUAAAGGACAUAUUUCUAAUGUACUGAGCUUUAACUCUGCAAUGAAGGUUGAAUGUUUUCUGCUUGGCUUUUUUUUCUCAACUCAGAAAUUCUCAUUUUUCUCAACAACUGGUAAACUAAGAAGUAAGGUGUUAUCUGCAUUGUAGAGACAGAUGUACCAUUUAGAAUGCAAUGCUGCAUGACGUGAUUAAAAUGACUGGCCAGUCUCCAAACUAACUUAUUUUCCAAUACUAAUUGUGCUGACUUUCUUAUGUUAAUCCUUUUAUCUAGGAAGUCUAUAUAUUCUUUAUUAGUUUUGAAGCAUUUGACUCAUAGACAGUGCAUGUAGACCAUGGAUGCUUCUGUGACUGUUUUAGUCUUCCUGGCCAGAAGUUCUUAGUUGUCUCCCUUUCAUGUUUCUAAAUUUCCUUUACAUCCCUCUUUUCUUUUAUUUACCCACUGAAGUCUCUAGCCUUGAUCUCCUUUCAGUGUUCCCUGCUCUAGUAGUCAAGUUUUAUGGCUGAGUAAUGUGUAGGAAAUAUUGAUUUUUUUUUAAAGAUUUAUUUAUCAUACAAGAGCUGGGGUACAGGUCAGAGGUGCGGGGGGUGAGAGGACUCACCAGAGACACAGUGGGGAGCAGAACAGAUGGAUCUACUGAAAUACACUGCUGAGGGGAGCAGCAGGCGAGACUGGAGAGGUCUGCUGCGCCAUGUGGGUCAGCACCCUGGCCGGGGAUUGAACUCGUGCUGCAGUGGCUGUGGAUAGCUUCACAGGGCUGACGCUUAACCCCUUGUGCCACCGGGGAGGCCCAGAAAUAUUGGUUUAAUUUCAACAAUGACAAUUGGUUGUUGGGGCUUCCUCUUGCAGAGCACUGUUAGGACAGUGGGCGCUGCUCAUAUAUAAAUGGCUGAGAAUCUCGCAGCCCAAACCUGUCUAGAGCUGUAGACAGAGCCCUGGGACGAGACAUUGUGCCAAACAGUUUCAUGAAUGAUCACACUUAAUCUACAUAAUUCAUUAUCUGUGGAGACAGCACCCUCUUACCACUGUAGGUACCAUGAUAAAUUGCUGCCAUUUGAGCCUGCCCCCUCCAGUUGCCUCCAGAUCCUUCAGGAGGGUGAGCGAGGAGGCUGAUUUGAAGGCCAGGAGCCAGAAGAAUCAUGUCCCAGACCAUAUUUUGUAUCUGUUAAUGCUCCUACUUUCUUUUUUUUUUUUUUAAAGAGUUAUUUAUUUAUGCAUACAAGAACUGGAGACAAGCCAGAGGAGGCCCUAAUGACUCCUACUUUAUAGCUGACAACUAUAGUUCGAUAUGGUUCUACAGUCUAACAUAAUUAUAAUUUAUUAAUGCAAAACUGUUUAAGGGCCUCCCUGGUGGCACAAGGGGUUAAGUCACAACCUAUGAAGCUGUCUGCAGCCACUGCAGCAUGAGUUCAAUCCCUGACCAGGGAGCUACCCACAUGGUGAGGCAGACCUCUCCUGUCCCCUCAGCAGUGUACUUCCGUCAAUCUGUCUCUGGUGAAUCCUCUCACCGCCCCCCACCCACACACCUGUGGCCUGUACCCCAGUUCUUGUAUGAAUAAAUAAAUCUUUUAAAAACAAAAGACUGUUUAAAAGAGUUUUCCAGUAAAAUGAAAAUUAUCUCUAAGGAGAUUUUAAAAUAAAAGUAUAUAUGAAAUAAAAAAUAUUAUAAAAUGUGUUUUCUGCAGAGCAAUUUUUAAAUAUAAAAUACAGACAAACUUACAUGUGUAUCAUUGGUCCAACACUGAAUUAGCAGUUGAGAGAAAAGUUGAUUCUGUGUACAGAGAGAUGGAGGAGAAAGCAAAGUUUUAGGAGGAGAAAACAGGGUGAGUCCAGGCCCAUCUGAUAUCUGCUCAAGAACCAGGAAUUUUCCAGUUAGUCCAGGUCAUGGAGUUCCUGCAAGGAAGUAACAGAGUGUCAUAUGGCAAGUGGGGCACCCUUGAGCGGGGCUUGGACUCUGUCCCAGCAUUUGGCCUUUGUAUAAUGAGCAGUACGGAAUCUUAGAAAGUAUUUUAUUGUGCUAUAGCUUUUUUUUUUAAUCUGGAAUAAGAAUUAAAAAACUGGAGAAUUAAAAAACUGACACGAAUUACCUUUUUUAAAAAAGGUAAUUUACCC